AUGGGGAGUGCAAUUUCGUCGAAGCAGAUACUUUCUGCCUGGGCAGUUUUGCUUCCCCUAGGAGGGGAGCUUGGAAGCGGGCCGAAGAGGUUUGCGGAGGGCGUCCUGAGAAUAUUCCCGGCGAACGACUCGAUAGACGGCAUACUAGUACACCUGCCAUAUAAGUUUAUAAAGCACAGGGUUCACAGCAGGGGAAUAUAUUUGCAGACCAAUUUUGAUGACCUCGAUUUGGUGAUUAAUUUGGUCGAAAUGCAGAAGAGGAUUACCAACUUGCAUUGCAAUUUGAGGAAAGAGAAGGGGAAAUUCAUCCGGAGGGGUGCCCCCCACGGGGAAGACGUGCUAAUUACGAACAAUUGCGUCGUCUUUGUUCACAUAAAAUAUAAAGACAGCUUAAAGAACAUUUUCCAGUUCAUGGAUUAUCUGUACCAACAUACAAGUGCCACUGCGCUGGUCUUCAUUUGUGACAACUUCUUAUAUGACAAUGAGAUAUAUAAUCCGCAUGAGGAUCUGAACACAACGAUCCUGCAUUCCAGUGUGCUGACCUACCUGGUGCCAUACGACUCCAUGAUAUCUUAUCAGAAGAAGGAUCAUUACGACAAGUACACAUUUGAGUUGUAUUGGGGAAUCACAAAAAAGAGUGAUGUUGUGCACAUAAAUUAUCACCUCGAUUUUGGGAAAUAUUUUAACUACACUUUUUUUCGCUAUAUGAAAAAUUUCCUUCUGGAUCUGAAGCAGUAUAUAACAUACGAGAUUCAUUUUAGCAUCCACAAAAAUUUCAGUAUCGACCCUCGAUUUUGCUUCAUCCGGGAUUCGUCUUACUGCAUAAGUGAACCUGACUACAUGAAUUCGAAUGUCGUGCGCGAGGUGGUGGAGCAGCAGGUCCGCAGCUUGUGCGUCUACCAGUUGACCGCCACAGGGGGAGACGACAAGAGGGAGGAAGCAUCCCAAGGGGAGGAGCACAUCACAGCGGAGGAGCACCUUCCAACUUAUACACAAAAAAAACAGUUCAGCGAGAAAUUCCUUCAGUAUAUAAAUGCCCUGUUCGACUUUGGGUUCGAAAAAAAUCUGUGCUCCAGUGGGUCCAACGAUUUGUCGAAAAAAUGUUCGGACAAAAUUUUAGCCCACUUGGGGGUACCCGUACAGGAGGUCAACAAAUGUUUCUUAAAAAAUUACCAUGCCUUCAUGAAGGAUAUGAUAAAAACUAAGUUUUAUGUUUACUCGAUUCAGAUAAAUGGGCAGACGUACAAGCUGAAGCUGAACAAGGAUAUUAGCAUACGGUUGAUCUGUUCGGCCUUCCGCGUCAUGCCCAAGCGCUGCGCGGACUACUUUGCGGGCGGCCUAUACGGCACCUCCCUUGUGCGGAAGUAG
Messenger RNA from Plasmodium inui San Antonio 1, 1368 nucleotides. RefSeq lists its product as hypothetical. The record is from RefSeq and is a predicted model, not a curated record. The transcript has a single exon. The coding region runs from base 1 to 1368 and encodes 455 amino acids. Lineage: Eukaryota; Apicomplexa; Aconoidasida; Haemosporida; Plasmodiidae.